Messenger RNA from Leguminivora glycinivorella, 1953 nucleotides. It is a transcript of the gene Inv, whose product is annotated as homeobox protein invected-like. The transcript is spliced from 6 exons. Gene Ontology annotation, cellular component: nucleus. NCBI's taxonomy places the organism in Eukaryota, Metazoa, Arthropoda, Insecta, Lepidoptera, Tortricidae. The record is from RefSeq and is a predicted model, not a curated record. Gene Ontology annotation, molecular function: RNA polymerase II cis-regulatory region sequence-specific DNA binding; DNA-binding transcription factor activity, RNA polymerase II-specific. The coding region runs from base 270 to 1715 and encodes 481 amino acids. Gene Ontology annotation, biological process: regulation of transcription by RNA polymerase II; neuron differentiation; multicellular organism development.
CGCCUCACGGUAAGGUAGGGCCACGCCUUCACUGGUGGGGGGACGGAUCGUAUUUGCCAGUCUGUACUUGCAUUCGCGACCCGCGUACGUUCGAGUUUAAAAAAAAUAAUUAAAAAGAUUACCUGUCAAUUUUCAGCGCCAAUCGGCGCGCUUUUUGACAGAUUAGUUUUUUAAUGUUUGUAGUGCUGUGAGUGAGUGUGUUUUUUGGCGGAUCAUUUUGGAAGCUUUGGGAAGGAUUUUGUAUGAUGGCGUAACAACCACCAACAAAAAUGGCGGCGGUAUCAACGCCACACAUGCAGGACUCCCGUGUGAAGAUACAAGAGAGUGACGAAGAACCAUAUUCCCCAACAACCAGAGACACUGUCACCCCCGACUUUAACGAAGAAGAUAAGGAAGAACGUCCCGUACAUGCCUUCUCAAUCCACAACGUCCUCAAGAAAGAACGCACCAGCCCUGAGAAUGUAUUCUCAACCGAUAAACUCCUCCAAAACACUCCCAAUUAUGAAGAAAAUGACAAUAACGAUUCCCGAAACUCCGAAAGUGUCAGCCCUAGAAUCGACUAUGACGAUAAUCAGACUAACGAAUCAAGAGCAGAAAUAAGCGUAGACGAUGAUAAUUCCUGCUGUAGUGAUGACACUGUGUUAUCCGUCGGAAACGAAGCCCCUGUCAAUUAUGAAAACAACGAUAAAGAACAGGGACUUACAUCUUUUAAACACAUACAGACACAUUUAAACGCAAUAUCACAGCUAAGUCAGAAUCUAACAAUGAACCAGCCUUUAAUCUUACGACCGAAUCCUAUAACACCAAAUCCAUUGAUGUUCUUAAACCAGCCAUUAUUAUUUCAGAAUCCUAUCAUGGAUUUAAAAGCACCAAUACCUCGGCCAGCGCCGAGUUUAAUGAACCCUCAAGUAUUUAAUCUAAAUUUCGCUCGGAAGACACAAGAUUUAAGAAACGCGCGGACAGAUGAAAAUAGAAGACUAAACUAUAUGACUCCUAAAUCUCCUGAUGAGUCUAGGGACUUCAUGAGUCAGAGUCUAAAGUUUAGUAUAGAUAAUAUUUUGAAAGCGGACUUCGGGAGGAGGAUAACUGACCCGAUGAAGAGGAAAAAGAGGGAGGUUAAGGAGGUUAAGGAGGCGAAGGAGGAGGUUAGGGUGCCCGAGGUGAAGAGUGGGGAGAAGGGAGGGGCGAUAGACUUGUCGAAGGGGGAUGAUAGUGCGAGUAAUUCUGGGUCAACCACUGGGACGACGUCGGGUGACGGGCCAAUGGUAUGGCCAGCCUGGGUGUACUGCACGCGGUACAGCGACCGGCCCAGUUCCGGACGAAGUAAGUACGGGACCUCACGGCUGACACGUCCGCGCACGCGCCGUCCAAAGAAACCCCCUGGAGAGACCGCGCAGACUGACGAGAAACGCCCCAGAACUGCCUUCUCCGGUCCACAACUUGCUAGGUUAAAGCAUGAAUUCGCCGAGAACCGCUACUUGACCGAACGCAGACGGCAAGCACUGGCCGCGGAGCUAGGACUCGCCGAAGCCCAGAUCAAGAUCUGGUUCCAAAACAAACGAGCCAAGAUCAAGAAGGCUUCAGGGCAGAGGAACCCGCUGGCAUUGCAGCUGAUGGCGCAGGGGUUGUAUAACCAUAGCACGGUGCCGUUGACGAGAGAGGAGGAAGAGUUGGAGAUGAAAGCAAGGGAACGGGAGCAACAGAAUAGACAGUAGGUUUUGUGGAAAGACGAGGCUAUAUUUUAAAUUUUGCUUGGUAACAAAUCGGCACAGACUGUUCCUAAAAAUAUCCGAGGAUUUUUUACUUUUAGACAAUGGGAUUUGGCUAUUGUCAAAGGUUUGCAUUGAUUGCGCCAUCAAAGAUUGUCUAAAGUUUUGUUCGUUAUAUUUACACCCCCUUAUUCAUAAACGUAUUCUAAAGUUAUCAAGCCGAUAAAAUUCGUUUGUCCUUUUC